AUGGACGGCGACACCGUCGAACUAGGCAACCUGCACCGACAGAUUGUUCACACAGAGUCGUCAGCCCACAAAGGACUGUCGAAAGUGGCGUCAGCAGUGGCACGGUGCAAAGAACUCAACUCGGAGAUACGGUACGUUACACACGAAGAACGUGCCUCUCCCGACAACAUUCUGGAGAUUGUCGCGCAGUAUGAUCUCGUGCUCGAUUGUACGGAUAACCCAGCAACACGGUAUUUGAUCUCGGACGCGUGCGUGGUGUUGGACAAGGUUCUAGUCAGUGGCGCCGCGCAGAGAGGCGAGGGCAUGCUCGUGGUGCUGAACUCGCCUCCUCGGGCCGGCGCUGCCGACAAAGGACCCUGCUACAGAUGCGUUUUCCCGCGUCCGCCGCCUCCAGAAAUGGUGCGCGGAUGCAGCGAGAUUGGAAUCUUGGGUCCUGUGGUGGGUGUCAUUGGGACUUUGAUGGCCGGCGAGGCGAUCAAGCUCAUUGCCGCGGGAAACCAUAAACAUGCACCCAUGGCAGGCCGGAGCCAGCACCAACAACCAUCACCACAAAAACAGCAGCAGCAACACACAAUGCUACUAUACAACACAUACGCCACCGAUCCCAAAAGCAUGUUUCGCACCGUCGCCAUGCGCGGCCGUCGGAAAGACUGUCUGGCAUGCGGCGAUGACGAGGCAUUAGCACUCAAGGGCGUGACUCGAAUCACAGCCGACGUCAUCAGUCAAGGACGGCUGGAUUAUCAGGCUUUCUGCGGUGUGGCUGAAGAUACCAAGGUACUAGACGAAGAGAACCGCGUGGAAGCGAAACAGUUUUUGCAAGAGAUAGAAGAGACGGAUGGAAGGAGGCCGAGCAUGGUCAUUGAUGUUCGCGAAGAGCACGAAUUCGAACUCGGUGCCAAAGUCCUAGGGAGCGUGAAUAUUCCCAUUUCGCGCAUUUUGAGACUCGGCGGCGCGGCGUUUGACGUGUUGAAGUCUCGCGUUGCAGUGGACGACGACGGCGACAACGCUGACGAUGGCGUUGACGGCAAGGAGGAUCAUGAUAGUCGAAAUGGCGUCGAAAGCCACGAUGACGGCCCACUCGAGACUCAACCUGAACCUGAACCUGGGUCUAAAUCUCAGCAUCGUGGUCCGGAUCAAGCUGAACUUGAAGGCCGAGUUGAACGCCGUUCAGUCUAUUUUGUCUGUCAGCGCGGGAACGAUAGCCAAAUUGCGGCGCAGAAGAUGAUUGAUUGGAUCCAAAAAGAAGACACGGACGGUACUACUACUGCCAAUGGUGAUCACGAGGACGAGGCAGCAGAUCAGACUCAGACAGAGACACGCGACCCAAAACAGAAGUUGAGGUCCUCUCGACAAGGAUGGGGUUGGAUCGGUGAUGUCAAGGGCGGGUUUGUCGCGAUGGAAAAGCAUGUCUUCCCUUCAAAUCCUCCGAAUUGA
Exophiala dermatitidis NIH/UT8656 is the source of this 1434-nucleotide messenger RNA. Its product is annotated as molybdopterin biosynthesis protein MoeB. The transcript has a single exon. The coding region runs from base 1 to 1434 and encodes 477 amino acids. The record is from RefSeq and is a predicted model, not a curated record. NCBI's taxonomy places the organism in Eukaryota, Fungi, Ascomycota, Eurotiomycetes, Chaetothyriales, Herpotrichiellaceae. Gene Ontology annotation, cellular component: cytoplasm. Gene Ontology annotation, biological process: protein urmylation; tRNA wobble position uridine thiolation. Gene Ontology annotation, molecular function: thiosulfate-cyanide sulfurtransferase activity; URM1 activating enzyme activity; nucleotidyltransferase activity.